This is a messenger RNA of Vombatus ursinus (common wombat), 1848 nucleotides long. It is a transcript of the gene SLC25A20, whose product is annotated as solute carrier family 25 member 20. Gene Ontology annotation, cellular component: mitochondrial envelope. The transcript has 9 exons. The record is from RefSeq and is a predicted model, not a curated record. Gene Ontology annotation, molecular function: O-acyl-L-carnitine transmembrane transporter activity; low-density lipoprotein particle binding. Lineage: Eukaryota; Metazoa; Chordata; Mammalia; Diprotodontia; Vombatidae. Gene Ontology annotation, biological process: mitochondrial transport; positive regulation of neuron projection development; carnitine transmembrane transport. Bases 93 to 1028 code for a protein of 311 amino acids.
AUGCCCCUCACCAAAGGCCCCGCCUCCUUCCCCCAAUGUGGGGGAAAGGUCGACGGCUACAGCUGGGGUAAGACGAGGGCUGACUCGCCGAGAUGGAGGUCGGCACCGUAGCUGAGGAUGAGGUUGAGACGACGGCGGCUCACAUCAGCCCCUGGAAGAACUUCCUGGCCGGAGGCUUCGGCGGCGUGUGUGUGGUGUUAGUGGGCCACCCACUGGACACGGUGAAGGUAAGGCUACAGACUCAGCCGACGAGCCAGCUGGGACAAGCUCCCCUCUACUCUGGGACCUUUGACUGUUUCAAAAAGACACUUUUUGGAGAGGGUAUUCGAGGCCUUUACCGAGGAAUGGCUGCUCCUCUUGUGGGUGUCACGCCCAUGUUUGCUGUCUGCUUCUUUGGCUUUGGGUUGGGGAAGAGACUACAACAGAAGCACCCAGAUGAUGUAUUGAAUUAUCCCCAGCUGUUUGCAGCUGGGAUGUUAUCUGGUGUGUUCACAACAGGAAUCAUGACUCCUGGAGAAAGAAUAAAGUGUCUGUUACAGAUUCAGGCUUCUUCAGGAGAAACAAAAUACACUGGUGCUUGGGAUUGUAUCAAAAAACUGUAUCAUGAAGCUGGAAUAAGAGGCAUUUACAAAGGAACUGUGCUUACGCUCAUGCGAGAUGUUCCUGCCAGUGGGAUGUACUUCAUGACUUAUGAGUGGCUGAAAGAUCUCUUCACUCCAGAAGGCAAAAGUGUUAGUGAACUCAGUGCCCCUCGAAUCCUGGUGGCUGGAGGCUUUGCAGGAAUCUUCAACUGGGUUGUGGCUAUCCCUCCGGAUGUGCUGAAGUCCCGCUUCCAGACUGCUCCACCUGGAAAAUAUCCUAAUGGGUUUCGAGAUGUGCUGAGAGAGCUGAUCCGAGAAGAGGGUGUCGCAUCCCUGUAUAAAGGUUUUACUGCUGUAAUGAUCCGUGCCUUCCCAGCAAAUGCUGCCUGUUUCCUUGGCUUUGAAAUUGCCAUGAAGUUCCUUAAUUGGAUUGCACCUAAUAUAUGAAACUCAGAAAUCUUAAAUCCUCCAGACAAAGGGAGGAGGUGUACAGUGACAAGGAAAGGGGCAAGACUGAACUCAACUUGGCAAGAAUCUGCAUAUUGGUGGGGGGGAAGAGAAUGAAGAAGUAAGAAUGCUUAAUGAACUUUGUAUAACUUAUGCCUUAAAGACAUCCUUUGGCUGGUACAAUGUGGCCAUUUUGAAACUUGAAUUCAGUCUUGGUGAUUUAAGGAGAUUUCAUAAGGCUUUGGAGGUUGAAGUCAGUAGCUAGCCUCAAAACAGAAUCUAUUUUGCACUUAUGCCAUCCCUAGCCAACUUUUACAAACCUGCUAUGUAGGACAUCUUCCUCAGUUCCGGAAGGGCCGUGAAUCACUAACAGUACCAGAGACCUAUUUUUAAUACCAACUAACCUUCAGUUGAGAGACUGUUCAAACACUAGUUGAUGAACACAAUUCUCAGGACACCUUUUAACCUUCGGUUGUACAUGUUGAAAUGUGACAGUAGUUUACUGUCUCCAUUUGUGCUGUCUUUGGAUGUAUAUUUAAGAGCAUAUUGCUAGCUUGUCAACACUGGGGUUUUAAUUUUGUGUGUCAUUAAUCGAGAAGUGGAAUAAAAUAGCCUAAUUCUGGUAGGAUUGUGUGGGAAAGUGUCCUCUUUCCCAACCAACUCCCACCCUAUAACUAGGACAAUUUUGAAUCAACAAUCGAGUCAUGGAAUUGGUGAGGAUAAAUUGAGUGUGUGGGAGAACUCCUUCUACACACUUUCCUCUGUGGUGAGGGGAUCCUCUUUUAUCAGGAAAUAAUAAAUACCUUUUUUUUUUCUCUGA